Molecule: messenger RNA, 5162 nt
Organism: Carassius carassius (crucian carp)
Lineage: Eukaryota; Metazoa; Chordata; Actinopteri; Cypriniformes; Cyprinidae
Gene: grna
Product: granulin a
Exons: 33
Coding region: 122-4486 (1454 amino acids)
Cellular component (GO): extracellular region
Source: RefSeq, a predicted model, not a curated record
AAUUCAAGCACAGUGUGGAAUCGUUGUGAGGGGACAAGACCGGUAACUUGGAGUCCACGGAUCCACGGACUGGUCAUUCACCUUCAGCCGUUUACAAAUCCACCUAUUCAUUCAACAAUUAAUGAUGUUGAAAGUGACAUUAGGCCUCGCUCUGGUGACUCUGGUUGCGUGCUUGCAGUGCCCCAACAAUGAAGUGUGUGAGGCAGGCCAGACAUGCUGCCAGGAUCCCACCGGAGAGUUCAGCUGCUGCCCUUUCCAUCAUGGAGAGUGUUGUGAGGACCACCUGCACUGCUGUCCUGAAGACAUGUUGUGCAGUGUUAUGGACUCCAUGUGUAUAAACGCCACACAUACACUGCUGUUUGUGGAGAGGACACCGGCUAAAUGGACAGACCUUCCCAAAUCAUUCAGAAUGAUUCCCUCAUUACCUGCAAGUGAAGAUGACAUCACCUGUCCCGAUGGCUCCUUCUGUCCUGCUGAGUUCUCCUGUCUGCUGAUGGCUUCUUCAUAUGGGUGCUGUCCUGUAGCACAGGGCCUUGUGUGCUCAGACGGGAAACACUGCUGCGCAAAAGACCAUGAAUGCAGUGUAGACAGCAAUUCCUGUGUCAAACUAAAAGAACCAGCUGAAGCUGUUCUUUGUGGAAAUGGGACCUCAGAGUGCCCCGUGGACACCACAUGUUGUGGGACAGAAGAUGGUCAGUGGGCAUGCUGUCCCCUGCCAAAGGCUGUAUGUUGUGACGAUAAAAUCCACUGUUGUCCAGAGGACAGUGUCUGUGAUGUUGAAGGCUCCAAAUGCAUGUCCUCCACCAAUCAGGAGCUGCCUAUGUGGGCCAAAUUCCCUGCUCGUCUUAGAGCUGAAUGGGAAGAUCACAAAUCUGCAGAAAGGAGGACUGAAGCUGAACUCACUACUGCCAGACGAAUCACUACUGCUGGCAAGCAAAUUACUACAUUGCCUGGUGCACUACCAAAAACCUCUGAUGUUCCCUGCGAUGACACUGCGGCCUGUCCUGAUGGAAACACAUGCUGCAAGUCUCAAGAAGGAGGAUGGGCCUGCUGUCCACUGCCUGAAGCUGUGUGUUGUGACGACUUCAUCCACUGCUGUCCUCAUGGUCAGAAAUGUAACACAGCUGCUGGGACGUGUGAGGACUCUUCAGGAUCUCAGCCUUGGUUUGAGAAGCUGCCUGUCAAACUGAUCAGCAGUCAGAAUGUGGCUGUAACACAAGUGCAUUCAGAUGUUCCCUGCAAUGACACUGCGGCCUGUCCUGAUGGAAACACAUGCUGCAAGACUCAAGAAGGAGAAUGGGCCUGCUGUCCACUGCCUGAGGCUGUGUGUUGUGACGACUUCACCCACUGCUGUCCUCAUGGUCAGAAAUGUAACACAGCUGCUGGGACGUGUGAGGACUCUUCAGGAUCUCAGCCUUGGUUUGAGAAGCUGCCUGUCAAACUGAUCAGCAGUCAGAAUGUGGCUGUAACACAAGUGCAUUCAGAUGUUCCCUGCAAUGACACUGCGGCCUGUCCUGAUGGAAACACAUGCUGCAAGACUCAAGAAGGAGAAUGGGCCUGCUGUCCACUGCCUGAGGCUGUGUGUUGUGACGACUUCACCCACUGCUGUCCUCAUGGUCAGAAAUGUAAUACAGCUGCUGGGACGUGUGAGGACACUUCAGGAUCUCAGCCUUGGUUUGAGAAGCUGCCUGUCAAACUGAUCAGCAGUCAGAAUGUGGCUGUAACACAAGAUGUUCCCUGCAAUGACACUGCGGCCUGUCCUGAUGGAAACACAUGCUGCAAGACUCAAGAAGGAGAAUGGGCCUGCUGUCCACUGCCUGAGGCUGUGUGUUGUGACGACUUCACCCACUGCUGUCCUCAUGGUCAGAAAUGUAACACAGCUGCUGGGACGUGUGAGGACUCUUCAGGAUCUCAGCCUUGGUUUGAGAAGCUGCCUGUCAAACUGAUCAGCAGUCAGAAUGUGGCUGUAACACAAGUGCAUUCAGAUGUUCCCUGCAAUGACACUGCGGCCUGUCCUGAUGGAAACACAUGCUGCAAGACUCAAGAAGGAGAAUGGGCCUGCUGUCCACUGCCUGAGGCUGUGUGUUGUGACGACUUCACCCACUGCUGUCCUCAUGGUCAGAAAUGUAACACAGCUGCUGGGACGUGUGAGGACUCUUCAGGAUAUCAGCCUUGGUUUGAGAAGCUGCCUGUCAAACUGAUCAGCAGUCAGAAUGUGGCUGUAACACAAGUGCAUUCAGAUGUUCCCUGCAAUGACACUGCGGCCUGUCCUGAUGGAAACACAUGCUGCAAGACUCAAGAAGGAGAAUGGGCCUGCUGUCCACUGCCUGAGGCUGUGUGUUGUGACGACUUCACCCACUGCUGUCCUCAUGGUCAGAAAUGUAACACAGCUGCUGGGACGUGUGAGGACUCUUCAGGAUCUCAGCCUUGGUUUGAGAAGCUGCCUGUCAAACUGAUCAGCAGUCAGAAUGUGGCUGUAACACAAGUGCAUUCAGAUGUUCCCUGCAAUGACACUGCGGCCUGUCCUGAUGGAAACACAUGCUGCAAGACUCAAGAAGGAGAAUGGGCCUGCUGUCCACUGCCUGAGGCUGUGUGUUGUGACGACUUCACCCACUGCUGUCCUCAUGGUCAGAAAUGUAACACAGCUGCUGGGACGUGUGAGGACUCUUCAGGAUCUCAGCCUUGGUUUGAGAAGCUGCCUGUCAAACUAAUCAGCAGUCAGAAUGUGGCUGUAACACAAGAUGUUCCCUGCAAUGACACUGCGGCCUGUCCUGAUGGAAACACAUGCUGCAAGACUCAAGAAGGAGAAUGGGCCUGCUGUCCACUGCCUGAGGCUGUGUGUUGUGACGACUUCACCCACUGCUGUCCUCAUGGUCAGAAAUGUAACACAGCUGCUGGGACGUGUGAGGACUCUUCAGGAUCUCAGCCUUGGUUUGAGAAGCUGCCUGUCAAACUGAUCAGCAGUCAGAAUGUGGCUGUAACACAAGAUGUUCCCUGCAAUGACACUGCGGCCUGUCCUGAUGGAAACACAUGCUGCAAGACUCAAGAAGGAGAAUGGGCCUGCUGUCCACUGCCUGAGGCUGUGUGUUGUGACGACUUCACCCACUGCUGUCCUCAUGGUCAGAAAUGUAACACAGCUGCUGGGACGUGUGAGGACUCUUCAGGAUCUCAGCCUUGGUUUGAGAAGCUGCCUGUCAAACUGAUCAGCAGUCAGAAUGUGGCUGUAACACAAGAUGUUACCUGUGAUAGCUCCAAAUCUUGUCCAGAUGGAAACACAUGCUGUAAGACAAAAGAAGGAGAAUGGGCCUGCUGUCCUCUUCCUGAGGCUGUGUGUUGUGAAGACUUCAUUCACUGCUGUCCUCAUGGUACGACAUGUAACGUUGCUGCUGGGUCUUGUGAUGAACCUUCAGGAUCUCAGCCUUGGUCCGAGAAGCUGCCUGCUCUACCUAGAGCAGGUCAGAGGUCACAUGGGAACGUGAACUGCGACUCUAGUCACGUUUGUCCAGAUUCCAACACUUGCUGUAAGAACAUUGAUGGAGACUGGGGCUGCUGUCCUUUGCCUGAGGCUGUGUGUUGUAAGGAUCAUUUCCACUGCUGUCCACACGGCACCACUUGUGACUUUGUAACACUCACCUGCACUAGCAACACCACAUCUGUAGCUAUGACUGACAUUAACCAACCCUCAACUAAGGAGGAACAGAAACAGCACAGGGAAGUGAAAGACAGAGUGGGGAAGUACAAUAGCAGGGUCCCGUGUGAUUCACAAACUUCCUGUCCAGAUUACACUACUUGCUGUCUUAUUGCAAAAACCAACAAAUGGGGCUGUUGCCCUCUGCCUAAUGCUGUAUGUUGCACAGAUGGGGAACACUGUUGUCCGGCUAACUAUAAGUGUGAUGUGACCAGGGUGUCUUGCAUCAGGGGAGAUGUGGUGAUCCCCUGGUACAAUAAAAUGUCUGCUCAAAGCACACCGGCACCAAGCUUGGAUCUCGGUGCUGUUGAGUGCGAUGAGCAGAUGAGUUGCUCUGCAGACUCGACCUGCUGCCAUCUGUCCACGGGAGAAUGGGGCUGCUGCCCUCUUCCUGAGGCUGUUUGCUGCCCAGACCAGGAGCACUGCUGUCCCAAAGGCUACAGGUGUGACCUGCGUAGACGCUCCUGCAUAAAAACCAGCUGGCUGCAUGUGGAAAAAGUCCCACUUGCCCACAUUGAUGACCAAAAGUCACAGUCGAGCGUCACAGAAAAUGACAUUCAAUGUGGAGGUGGACAUAGUUGCAAAGAUAGUGAGACCUGUUGUCCAACCUCCAAGACCACCUGGGGCUGUUGCCCAUCUCCAAAGGCCGUGUGCUGUGAUGAUAUGAAACACUGCUGCCCUGCUGGAUACAAAUGUGGCGCUGGGGGAACUUGUACUUCAGCUCUAGGCUUUGACUGGAACAACUGGGACAACUGGAGGGUGUUCUUCUCCAAAAAUAAACGGGCUAUUACUCUGUAAAAAAAAAAAAGGGAUUUAUAAAAAUGUUACAUUUAUCAAAGUACUAAUUAAAGCUAAUCAGACAGUUUACUGCAAAGGUUGAUUUUGUGCAGUUUCAUUAGAGCUGACUAUGAUGGUUAAUAUGUUUCCAUUGUCUAUCAGUAAAACUACAUUUUAUCCACUAAGCCAUUUGUACAUUUUAAGAAGGUGUCAUUAUUGUAAAGUGUACAUUGUUCAUAGUUCCCUGCUCAGUUUUAUCUAAAGAAUAAUUUGACUAUGGAAGGAUGGAAAGAUGUAACACAUAUUGAAGCAUAGAUGACCUCUAGUGGUUGGAUUUAAUUCAUUAUAACUUGGCAUGUACAAAUAAAUACCACAGGCCUCAAAGAUUUAUAGGUUACAUUUAUUCAGACUUGACAUCAUGCAGUCUUGUGAUUAUGACAGAUUUGCCCAGGAUAAGGAAACAUAUUAAAUGAAUCUCUUCAGAUAGCAAACAUCACCUUUUCUGUGUAACUUCCUUAUUUCAGGAUCUUGAUCUUUACCAUGAUUUGUAUAAUUGUCCUUUUUUGUUAUUGGUUUAAAUACUGGUUAUAUUGAUUGAGAACUGUGACAGAUGACAAAAAGUUUUCUGAAGUAAAAAUGUGGCCAAUCUGAAACCUUGUCAGCUCUAAAAGAGAAAUAAAAGAGAGAUAAAAGGAAA